Tripterygium wilfordii is the source of this 3016-nucleotide messenger RNA. RefSeq names its product phosphatidylinositol 3-kinase, root isoform-like. Lineage: Eukaryota; Viridiplantae; Streptophyta; Magnoliopsida; Celastrales; Celastraceae. The record is from RefSeq and is a predicted model, not a curated record. The coding region runs from base 115 to 2562 and encodes 815 amino acids. Gene Ontology annotation, biological process: phosphatidylinositol-mediated signaling; phosphatidylinositol-3-phosphate biosynthetic process; endocytosis. The transcript has 19 exons. Gene Ontology annotation, molecular function: 1-phosphatidylinositol-3-kinase activity. Gene Ontology annotation, cellular component: cytoplasm; phosphatidylinositol 3-kinase complex, class III, type I; peroxisome.
UUUGUUUGUAAUUGUAUCUCUUGAUUUUUUGCGACCUGAAUUUUCUUCCAUGUCUGCAACUACAAGUGUCUCAAUUCCAAACUUGACUGCCGUUGUCGCUAAGUUUUAGCAGAUAUGAGUAGCAACGAGUUUCGGUUCUUCUUGUCGUGCGACAUCAAUCUCCCGGUGACUUUUCGCGUCGAGAGAGUGGAAGGAACUUUGCCCUCUGCUAAAUCUACCGAUUCAGGAGUUGAUUCCACUGCAGAGGAGAGAAGAGCAGAGCUGUAUGUUGAGUGUGCUUUGUUCAUUGAUGGUGCUCCAUUUGGCCUUCCCAUGCGAACAAGGUUGGAAUCUACUGGACCAUAUUGCUGGAAUGAACUCAUUACCUUGAGCACAAAAUAUAGAGAUUUGACUGCGCACUCCCAGCUUGCUUUAACAGUUUGGGAUGUUUCUCAAGGGAAUGAUGACGGGUUGAUUGGCGGGGCCACCAUUCUUCUAUUUAACAGUAAAAUGAAGCAGCUUAAAACGGGUAAGCAAAAGCUUAGGCUUUGGCUUGGAAAAGAAGCUGAUGGGUCACAUCCUACAACUACUCCGGGAAAGGUUCCCAGGAAUGAGCGUGGGGAGUUGGAACGUUUAGAAAAGCUUGUGAACAAGUAUGAAAGAGGACAGAUACAACGUGUCGAUUGGUUAGAUCGUCUUACAUUUAGAGCUAUGGAGAAAAUUAAGGAACGAGAAAACAGUAGGAAUGGAAGUUCUUAUCUAUACUUGGUUGUUGAUUUCUGCAGUUUUGAACAUCGGGUUGUUUUUCAGGAGUCAGGAGCAAAUUUCUUACUACCAUCACCCAUCACUUCAACAAAUGAACUCGUUAUUGUGUGGGACCCAGAAUUGGGAAAGAUAAACCCCUCCGAGCACAAGCAACUGAAACUAGCAAGGAGCUUAACCCGUGGCAUCAUUGACAAGGAUCUGAAGCCAAGUUCUAAUGAACGAAAGUCCAUACAAAGAAUUCUAAAGUACCCACCAACUAGGACUUUGAGUGGAGAUGAGAGGCAGCUCCUCUGGAAGUUCCGGUUUUCGUUGAUGUCUGAGAAGAGGGCUCUCACUAAGUUCCUUCGAUGUGUUGAGUGGAGUGAUGUUCAGGAAGCAAAGCAGGCAUUAGAACUGAUGGGUACGUGGGAAAUGAUUGAUGUUAGUGAUGCAUUGGAGCUUUUAUCACCAGUAUUUGAAAGUGAAGAGGUUCGUGCAUAUGCUGUCAGUGUUCUUGAACGAGCAGAUGAUGAAGAGCUCCAGUGUUACUUGCUUCAACUGGUUCAGGCUCUUCGGUUUGAACGCUCAGAUAAAUCUUGCCUCUGUCAAUUCCUUGUGCAACGAUCAUUACGCAAUAUUGAGCUGGCUAGCUUUUUCCGAUGGUAUGUUGCGGUGGAACUUAAUGAUCCAGUUUAUGCCAGGCGUUUUUAUGUUACCCAUGAAUUUCUGGAAGAAAGUAUCUCAAAGCAGUUGGCAGCUGACAUGAACGGGGAAGACGAUGGAAAAAAGAUUUGGCAGAGUUUGGUACAUCAAACGGAAUUGACUGCCCAGCUGUGUUCUAUAACUAGAGAUGUAAGAAAUGUAAGGGGCAAUACCCAGAAGAAAAUCGAAAAACUGAGACAGCUACUCUCUGGUCUUCUUAGUGAACUUACAUACUUUGAGGAGCCAAUACGGUAUCCACUAGCUCCAAGUGUGCUUAUCACAGGGAUUGUUCCAUCAGAAUCAUCUAUAUUUAAAAGUGCUCUCCAUCCUUUGCGUCUGACUUUCCGCACGGCAAGUAAUGAAACUUGCAAGGUCAUAUUUAAGAAGGGUGAUGAUAUUCGACAAGAUCAAUUGGUGGUUCAAAUGGUUUCACUUAUGGAUCGAUUGCUUAAAGCAGAAAAUCUUGAUCUGCACUUAACUCCAUAUAAGGUGCUUGCUACUGGACAGGAUGAGGGCAUGCUUGAAUUCAUACCAUCGCAUUCUUUGGCACAGAUUCUCUCGGAGCAUCGUAGCAUCAUAAGCUAUCUGCAAAAGUUUCAUUCUGAUGAGCAUGGGCCAUUUGGGAUUACAGCUACCUGUCUUGAGACAUUCAUAAAAAGUUGUGCUGGCUAUUCUGUUAUCACAUACAUACUUGGAAUUGGAGACAGGCAUCUUGACAACCUUCUCCUAAGGGAUGAUGGCCGUCUUUUCCACGUCGAUUUUGGCUUUAUUCUGGGUCGAGAUCCUAAGCCGUUUCCACCUCCAAUGAAGCUUUGCAAAGAAAUGGUUGAGGCUAUGGGUGGCGCAGAAAGCCAAUACUAUACUAGGUUCAAGUCCUAUUGUUGUGAGGCAUACAAUAUCCUUCGGAAAUCUAGUAACCUAAUUUUAAAUCUGUUCCAUCUCAUGGCGGGUUCAAAUAUUCCCGACAUCGCUUCCGAUCCUGAAAAAGGAAUUCUUAAGCUUCAGGAAAAGUUUAGGUUGGACUUGGAUGAUGAGGCCUGUAUACAUUUCUUCCAGGAUCUUAUAAAUGAGAGCGUUAGUGCAUUGUUUCCCCAAAUGGUUGAGACUAUUCAUCGGUGGGCUCAGUAUUGGCGCUAAGGCUGGAAAUGAAUCAGGGUGAUUCUGCAGCCAAGGAGUGUUCAUAUUAGAUGCACGGUCCAAGAUCUAGAUAGUGUAAAUUAUUUUGUCGCGGCAACCACAUUGGUACUAUGGGGGCUGACAAACGGAGAGGCCACCUAGCUCUUAUGGAUGUUCUUACUAGUGCCAAAAGAGUCUGGUUCUAUGAAUUUAUUAUUUUGUCUUCUGUUUGUAGUUGGGAUUGGUUGAAACUAAGGAAGUCACGUUUGCCGAUGAUGUCUUAUCAACUAAUCCGAAGCAAACAGAAGUUAAUAUAUGUAAAUUAGCUCUAUUUUUAUCUUAUCAAGGUUUGCAAUGUAUAUAUGUCGGUUAUAUAUUUUUUUUGGGUGUUCUUCCCCACCCCCACCCCAAGGUCAUCAAUGUAAAUUGUGAGCCAGUCAUAUUUUACAACAAGCAAAUGCAUGAUGUUGCCAUA